This is a messenger RNA of Penicillium malachiteum, 1683 nucleotides long. RefSeq names its product nucleobase cation symporter-1 family protein. The transcript has 5 exons. Gene Ontology annotation, cellular component: plasma membrane. The coding region runs from base 1 to 1683 and encodes 560 amino acids. The record is from RefSeq and is a predicted model, not a curated record. Gene Ontology annotation, molecular function: nucleobase transmembrane transporter activity. Lineage: Eukaryota; Fungi; Ascomycota; Eurotiomycetes; Eurotiales; Aspergillaceae. Gene Ontology annotation, biological process: transmembrane transport; nucleobase transport.
AUGGAAAAGUUACAUUGGGUUCUUGAUAAAUUGACCGUUCAUCAUGAACCGGGUCUUACCAAUGCUGAGUUGAUGUUAACGAAUGAUGAUUUGCGACCAGUUGAGCCUGAACGCCGCCGAUGGAGCUGGUUGAACUAUGUUGCAUUUUGGAUUGCCGAUUCACUAAAUAUUAAUACAUGGAUGAUCUCAUCAUCAAUGAUCGUCGCUGGUCUUUCAUGGUGGCAGGCAUGGAUUUGUGUCUGGAUUGGAUAUUUUAUCGCAGCGGGUUUUGUCUGCUUGACCGGUCGCAUCGGUGCUGUCUAUCACACUUCGUUCCCAGUCACAGUCCGAGCAUCCUUUGGAAUUUGGGGUUCGUUCUGGCCAAUUAUUAAUCGUGUUGUGAUGGCUAUCAUCUGGUAUGGAGUGCAAGGUUACAUUGGAGGCGAGUGUGUGACUGUGAUGAUAUCAGCCAUCUGGCCCAGCUAUCGAAACCUACCUAACACAAUGUCUCCUGGUGCUGGCGUCACAACCCAGGGCUUCGUCAGUUUCCUUCUCUUUUGGCUUGGAUCCCUUCCAGCAUUGUGGUUCCCUGUCCACCAGAUUCGUCAUUUGUUCACUGUCAAGGCGUACUACUCGCCCAUUGCUGCAAUUGCAUUCUUUGCCUGGGCCAUCUCCAGAGCUCACGGCAUUGGACCGAUCAUCCACCAGCCCAACACUAUUCACGGAAGUGCAUUGGCUUGGCAAAUUGUCAAGGGUAUCAUGUCAUGCAUUGGCAACUUCGCCGCUCUCAUCAUGAACGACCCUGACUUUUCUCGAUUCGCCCGCAAGCCUAAGGAUGCCCUGUGGUCCCAGCUUCUCACGAUUCCCAUCGGUUUUGGCAUUACCUCGUUCAUUGGUAUUAUUGUGACUUCAUCUGCAUCCGUCAUCUAUGGAACAGAGGUGUGGAGUCCUCUUACUUUGCUAGACAUGUUUUUGGAUGGCGCCAGCUCUGGUCAGCGCUUCGGCAUUUUCAUCAUCGCUCUUGGCUUUACAUUGGCCCAGCUUGGAACCAACAUUUGCGCCAAUUCAGUCUCUGCUGGAACAGAUUUGACUGCGUUAUUACCCCGAUACCUGAACAUUCGACGUGGAAGUUACAUCUGUGCCGCUAUCAGUUUGGCGAUGUGCCCGUGGAAUCUCGUUGCAUCUUCUAAUCAAUUCACCGACUACCUCUCCGCAUACUCGCUAUUCCUCUCUGCCAUCGCAGGACCCAUGAUUGCCGAUUACUAUAUUGUUCGUCGCGGCUACCUAGACAUCAAAGCACUGUACAGCGCCAGCAAAACAGACCCAUACUACUACACCUAUGGUUUCUCUUGGCGUGCGUACGCCUCAUACUUUUCCGGAAUUUUAAUGAACAUUGUCGGCUUCGUCGGUGAAGUCGGGGGUCCCGAGGUUCCAAUGGGCGCACAGUACAUCUACAACAUCAACUAUUUCUCCGGUGUCAUUGUAUCGGGCGGCAUGUACUGGCUUCUUUGCACUGUUUUCCCGAUACCAGCCACCAGUGAUACAUGGAAUGAGGUGGAUAUUGAUGAGAUCGAAGACUUUGCCGUUGCAUACGGAGAGGAGAUCGAUGUGGAGCACGUUACUGGUUAUAAUGGACGACGAUCAAUUUCUCCGUCGGAUGAUCAAAAAGGGCCAAGCGCUGCCAGCUCUCCUAAGAAGCUUUGA